UUUAUUUAUUAGAUGAGUAGAUAUUAAACUUGCAUGAAAGAAAGUCAUUAUCUAAUUCAUAAUACUGAAGAAGCUUAUUCAUGCAUUUUGAGAGAUUAUAUGAAUAAUAUGAACUUUUCUUCUGACUUGCAAGAAAACAAACAAGUUUGAAUCCAGUGUAUUGGUAAAGAAUUUCCUACGCCACAUAUUCUGAUAAAUUAGAAAGAAAGAACUCAAGUGUGCGAAAUUGAUAGAAAAUCAUAUUCUCUCUAUUAAAGCUUUAAAAAAUUCUAUUAUUAAUAUAUAUGCGAAUUUCAUUAAAAAGAUAUAACACAUAUGCAAUUUUCUCAGCCAAUUCAUUCAAAUAUAUAAGUUUUUAGGUAUUUUCACGAGGAAAAGAUCCAAAUACUGUAUCUGGUGCAGUUACGCAUUAGCAACAAUACUUACCAAAAUUUCACUGGCUCCAUGAACCAUGAGCCUUUGACAUGCGUUACUAAGAAUCUCCUAGAUGAAGUAGUUUAAAAAAUAAUUACUGAUUCACAAAUACCAAAGAAAAUAUAUGUACAUGUAAUAGGCAGCGGAACAUUUUUCUAUUCCGAAGCAUUUAAUAGCACUCAGCAAACACAUAUGAAAGAGAAAAAAACAUGGUUUUAUAACUGUAGUGAAUCAUUUUCGAAACUCAAGUAUUUAAAGGAAUUUUUCCGGUCGCAUACAAAAGAGAAACUUAAAGCCGGUUUAUAUAAAUGCAUUUUCUGAGCAAGAAAAUUUAAAAAACAUUUAUAGACUCAUGGAGGAAAGCAAUUCUAUGCAGCCAUGUUUAAACAUACAUUCGCGUCCAAAUACGAAAGAGAAAUCUUACGUCUGCGGGAUGUGUAAUAAAGCAUUUUCACAGCAAGGAAGUUUACAUAGACACAUUAGAAUACAUACUAAAGAGAAACCGUAUGUCUGCAGCUUGUGCAAUAAAGCAUUUAGUAUGCGGGAUGUAUUAAAGGCACAUUUACUGACACAUACGAAUGAAAAGCCGCAUAUUUGUGAUAUUUGUAGUAAAGCGUUUACUAUGCUUCAUGGUUUAAAAGACCAUUUAACAACUCAUUCGACGGAGAAACAGUAUGCCUGUGCUACGUGCAGUAAAUCUUUUUCUCUCAAGAAAUCUUUAAGCAGACAUUUAAAAACGCAUGCAAAAGAAAAAAUAUAUGGUUGCGAGAAGUGCAGUAAAAUGUUUUUUACUGAGGAAAAAUUGCAUAAACAUUUACUGAUCCAUACGAGAUUUUAUAUCUGCGAUGUGUGCUGUAAAUCUUUUGCUCAUCAAGGAAAUUUGAAUGCACAUGUACGGACACAUACAAAAGAGAAACCUUAUGUCUGCAACAUUUGCAAUAAAGCAUUUUCUCAACGUGGACAUUUAAAAACGCAUUUGGAAACACAUACGGAAGAGAAACUAUAUACCUGCGAGGUGUGCAGUAAAACUUUUUCUCUGCAAAGAAAUUUAAAAAGACAUUCAGAGAUGCAUAAAAGACAGGAACCGUACGGCUGUGAAAUGUGCAGUAAAUCAUUUUCAAGGCAGGAAGAUUUAAAUAAACAUUUACUUAUGCAUAUGAGAGAGAAACCAUAUGCCUGCAAAAUAUGUAAUAAAUCUUUUUAUCUGCAAAAAAUUUUAAAUGCACAUUUAAAGACGCAUAUGAAGGAGAAACCAUAUUCAUGCCAGAUUUGUUGUAGAGCAUUUACUCAGAAAUCAAAUUUAAAGCAACAUUUGCGGACUCAUACGAAUGAGAAGCCAUAUGAAUGCGAAUUUUGCCCUAAAGCAUUUUCUAAGCGUGGAAAUUUGAAGUUACAUUUAGGGACGCAUACCAAAGAGAAGCCAUAUAUUUGUGAUACAUGUGGAAAAUCGUUUUCUUAUCAUCACCAAUUAAAUGCACAUUUAUUUAUUGAUGCAUGCAAACAAAAAACUGCACCAAUUGCAUGAACAAAAUUUUUUGAAAAAAUUCAGAAAGGGAAAAUUUAAAGAAUUCCUUUCCUACCAAAGAUUAAGACCAUAUUUCAAAGCGUGACUGAACAUGUAUAAAUUUUAAAAAAUGCAAAACUGUUUUCCUUGCUGUUUUCUUUCAAGACACAUUUACUGAUUCAUGCGAAAUAGAAGUUGUAUAUCGGGAAGUGAAUUUCGAUGUUUCCUGUCGACUACGACUUUGACUAUUUUGACAUUUAUAUGCAGAAUAAAAGCCUUAUGUUUCUCAUAGUAGUCGACCUUUGAUCUACUAAGAGAAUCAAAUGUAAAUCUGCAUGUUUGUGAUUUGUGCAGUUGCAUAUUUAAAAAAAAAAGUUUAAAAUACAUUUACAGACAUAAAUUGAGAUGUAUGUCUGUAUCUAUGCCAGAUAUAUAUGCCAUUUUUGCAGUAAUGAGAUAACAUAUAAUAUUUGAUAUGACAAGAAAAUCCCCAAUAGAGUAAAUGAUAGACAAUUCUGUGUUGUUGUUUUUUUACUUAUGUCACUUAUAUUAUUGACAAGCCCGCUGACGAAGGCAGCCAUUUAAGCCGAGUUUGUGCAGUAGCUUCUGAGGGUAAAGACCCCUGAGCACCCGAGGGCAGAAGUCUGAUUUCUAGCUCUUAUGAAGAUGACACUCACACAUUCGGUUACAUAAUCCCUUUUUACAAUUGGGGGGGGGGGUCUUUCACACACCUCACAGAUAGAACGCAGGGAAACGAACAAUCAUGCCCGAACCAGAACUCGAACCCGGCACGUGCAGAUCCUGGGGAAGACGCGCUACCCCUAGGUCAGGACGCCGGCUAGACAUUUCUUCUUGCCUAUUUCAUUACAUGAAAAUUUACUUAAAUGAAAGAACUUAUCAAGGCAUAUAGUUUUUUUUUUUUUUUUUUUUUUUUUAGAUAUAGAAUACUGUAAAAAAUUACACGAAAUUUUAAUAAUUUAGAACUAAAAUCUUUUUUCUUUAUAUUCGCCAUGUCUUUC
Messenger RNA from Argiope bruennichi, 2937 nucleotides. RefSeq names its product zinc finger protein 567-like. The transcript has a single exon. Gene Ontology annotation, molecular function: DNA-binding transcription factor activity, RNA polymerase II-specific; RNA polymerase II transcription regulatory region sequence-specific DNA binding. Lineage: Eukaryota; Metazoa; Arthropoda; Arachnida; Araneae; Araneidae. Gene Ontology annotation, biological process: regulation of transcription by RNA polymerase II. Bases 767 to 1939 code for a protein of 390 amino acids. The record is from RefSeq and is a predicted model, not a curated record. Gene Ontology annotation, cellular component: nucleus.